AACUCACCCUCGAUAUCUGAUUGGUCCCUCGCUCCAGCGAUCCCGUCCUUCCCUCCAAUCAGACCUCACUGACAAGGAGUGGCAGUGGCUGCGACCAUUGAGGAAGGAGGUCUCCUAGCAAUCCCCGCCCUCUGCAUGAUUGGCAUCACGGUUGCCCAAUAGGAAGCGCUGGUGCGGGCGGGCUCCUCCCCGCCGCGUCGGGCCGGUCAGUGUAGGUGAAGAUGGCGGUCCUGGCCCCGCUGCUGGCGCUGUUCUACUCGGUGCCCGGGCUCUGCCGCUGGCUGGCGCGGCCCUAUUACCCGCUCUCGGCGCUGCUCUCGGCUGCCUUCCUGCUGGUGCGCAAGCUACCGCCGCUCUGCCAGGGCCUGCCCACGCAGCGCGAGGACGGGAACCCCUGCGACUUCGACUGGCGAGAGGUGGAGAUCCUCAUGUUCCUCAGCGCCAUUGUGAUGAUGAAGAACCGCAGAUCCAUCACUGUGGAUCAGCACCUGGGGAACAUCUUCAUGUUCAGUAAAGUGGCCAACGCGAUCCUCUUCUUCCGGCUGGAUGUGCGGAUGGGGCUGCUCUACCUGACGCUGUGCAUAGUGUUCCUGAUGACCUGCAAGCCCCCUCUGUACCUGGGCCCGGAGUAUAUCAAAUACUUCAGCGAUAAAACCAUCCACGAGGAGCUGGAGCGGGACAAGCGGGUGACCUGGAUUGUGGAGUUCUUUGCCAACUGGUCCAACGAGUGCCAGUCGUUCGCGCCCAUCUAUGCCGACCUCUCUCUCAAGUACAACUGCAUGGGGCUUAACUUCGGCAAGGUGGACGUGGGCCGCUACCCUGAUGUCAGCACCAGGUACAAAGUGAGUACCUCACCCCUCACCAAGCAGCUGCCCACCCUGAUCCUCUUCCAGGGCGGGAAGGAGGUGAUGCGCCGGCCGCAGAUUGACAAGAAGGGCCGGGCCGUCUCCUGGACCUUCUCCGAGGAGAACGUGAUCCGGGAGUUCAGCCUGAAUGAGCUGUACCAGAAGGCCAAGAAGCUGUUGAAGCAGCGAGAUGAGGGGCAGAAGGAGCCACUGGAGCAGCAGGAUACCCUGGCGGCCAGCAUGGAGCUCCCCAAUGGCGAGAGCAAGAAGGACAAAUAGAUCUGCCUCGCUCCCUGUAGUUGCCCCCCAUCAUCCUCUCCUGGCCGCUGUGCCAUGGUGCCCAGCACAACCCGUCUUUAAGAUGGUGCCGUGAUGAUGAGGGGAGCUGCAUGAGGGAGUCACCACCCUCCCUCUGGGGCUCAGCUGUGCCCUGGCUCCUCACUGGGCCAUGCUGGACUGCUUAUGUCUCUGCAGCAUCUUAUUUAUUCCUGUUCCUCUCUGGCAUCACCUAAAGAACUGGCUGCAGGCUGCUGAUUGGCUGCAAGGGGUGGGCAGUGAUUGGUCCAGCAGGGGCUGGGGGUAGAAUUCCCCUAGGGCUCUAGAGCCGCUGGGUUUGAGGGUGCAGCCUCUCCAGGUUGAAUGGAACCAAGGGGGGCUGGGUGGGGGGGAGUGUUGACUUGGGCUGAACCAGCUUGGGAUGAGGAUGUAUUGCGGAUGGGCCCAACCACUUCUUGCUGGAAGAUAUUCUCUCCUCCCCCCUUUUCUGUUUGGGGGUAAGGAGGUGCACGGGACUCCUCCUAACUGUAUAGUGCAUGUGUUGGGUGUAGGUCAGGUUCCCAUUGGACCGGUUCUCCCCCAUGCCUCGCUUGGGAGGGCUGUAGGCUUCCCCUGUUGGCUAACCCAGUGGCUGGGGGAAUCUGGCCUGUGCCUAGCAGUGUGGGGAGAGGAGCUGGAGCGUAUGUGCUGCUCUGGGGAUGGGGGAUAGAGCAGCCUGAGCAUGUAACACACUCUCAUCCCAGCUAGGGGCUGGUGGGAACUGAACUCUGCUGCUCUGGAGGACUCUUAGCCAGUGCCUGACUUCUGCCCCUUCCCCACUGAAGAGCCAGGCCGCUACUAGUUUCCUUUCCCUUCCUUCCAGCUGGUCUUGGUUUAACCCUUCAAGUGCCAAAAGUCAGCUCAUGGGGCAAGAAGGGCAGGUGGUGCCUGGCUGAGUGUAGCACCUGAACUCUGUGCGAGCUGGAGGAGAGGAAUUGACUGGAUGGCCCUAGAGGGGCUCCCCUGUUCUGUGCCUGCAGCUACCUGGGGCACCGCCCCUCCUGAAUCAUAGCAAAGGCCUCUUCGUCCCAGCCAUGAAGGGGAGAGGAAGUUGUGAUGGCUGAGCAGCUGUGGCUCCUAGAAGCAUGGAGUAUUUGUCCUGUUAAUCAUCUCUUCCCUUGACAGUGUCUAUAAUAAACCAAUUAAGAAUGAA
Messenger RNA from Dermochelys coriacea (leatherback sea turtle), 2313 nucleotides. RefSeq names its product thioredoxin related transmembrane protein 2 (gene TMX2). Gene Ontology annotation, cellular component: membrane-bounded organelle. Lineage: Eukaryota; Metazoa; Chordata; Testudines; Dermochelyidae. Gene Ontology annotation, molecular function: disulfide oxidoreductase activity. The coding region runs from base 222 to 1124 and encodes 300 amino acids. The transcript is spliced from 8 exons. Gene Ontology annotation, biological process: brain development. The record is from RefSeq and is a predicted model, not a curated record.